AUGAAGGCAAAUGAUAACAAAGAUAUAGAGGGACUAUUGAACGACUCAAAUUUGUUCGACGAAAAAAAUCCUUCAAAAGAAAAUAAUGUCGAAAGCUUUAAAAAAAAGAUGAAGGCUAUGAUGAAACCACCUUCUAAAAAAAAGAGGAAAACCAAUGAAAGCUCAAAUUCACAGAAAGAAAAUGAUGAUGGCGAGGGAGGUCAGGAAAAUUUGAAUGAAAAUGAAAAUAUGAAUGAUAGUAACAAAAUCAGAAAAAAAAGGAAAAAGAGUAUCAAAUUGAAAAAGUUAAAUAACGAUGACGAUCAAAGUGAGCAAAGCAAUAAUGAUGAGAAUAAUGAAGAAAAUAAAGAGGACGAACAAAAUGAACAGAAUAAAAGUAGUGUUCAGUCUAAGGAUGACAUUUUUGGAGAUGACGAUGAAAAUAUUGAAGAAGAAGAUAAUGGAAAUCACAAGUUACAGAAAAAUGACAAGUCGAAAAAAAAAAAUAAAAAAUUAUUAAAAAAAAACACAUUAAUAUAUAGUGAAGCCGAAGAAGGAGAAGAAGAAAGUGACAAUGAUUCUGAUGAUUUUGACGAUUUCGAAAAUGAAGAUUUAAUUAAUGAUAAUAAUAUAACAAAAAAUAAAUCAAAUAAAAGAAUGCGUGAUGAGCUUGGUAUUGUCGAAUAUGAUGCAGAAAAUGGUGAUGAUACUAUAGAUAUGAAUAAAAUGGAAAAAAAACAAAAAACACAUUUUGAUGAAAUAUUAGAAAAUUUAAAAUCAAAACGAAAAAAAGUUCAAAAAAUAUCUGAAGAUGAUGGAUUACAAUAUUGUGAAAAUGUUUUAAAUCAAAUGAUAUUAAUGCAUGAACAAGAUAUACAAAAUGUUAAAGAAAAAAAACCUGCAACAGCUAAACUUCAAAUAAUUGAUGAAGUUUGUAAAAUAUUAACAAAACCUAAAUGGAAACCAUUUUUUAUGAAAUUAAAUAUAUAUCAUGUUUUAGCUUUAUGGCUAAUGCCAUUGCCAAAAAAUACUCUUCCAAAUUUUACUAUAAGAACAAAUUUAUUAAAAGUCAUACAACAAUUACCAAUAACUAUUAAAUCAUUAAGGGGUAGUCAAUUAGGAAAGAUAAUGACAUUUUUGCAUACCCAUAAAGAUGAAACAGAUGAAAAUAAAAAAAUUAUUAGAAAUAUUCUACAAAAUUGGAUGGGCCCAAUUAUAGGAAUAAAUGCGAAUUAUAAACAAUUCGCAAAAGAAAGACAAAAACGAAUACUUGAAAAUCCUGAAUAUCAUAAAAAACUACUUGAAAAAGCCAAAACACUAAUACCUGAUUCUAUAUCUAUAGAAAAAGAAGAAGAACAAAACGAAUUAAAAAGACAUGCGUCUAUACCGUAUAACAGUGAAUGUUCAUUUUUAAUUAAUGUACCUUCUUCUAUACCCGAUAUUAAUAAAAAAGUUUUACAAAAAAGCAGAAUUAAGAAACUGGCUGAUAAUAUGAGAUUACUAAAACGAGUAACAAAAUCACAAAAAGUUUCAAUUGAAGGAAAAGGAGUAGCAGCUGCACCCUAA
Molecule: messenger RNA, 1545 nt
Organism: Plasmodium berghei ANKA
Lineage: Eukaryota; Apicomplexa; Aconoidasida; Haemosporida; Plasmodiidae
Product: IWS1-like protein, putative
Exons: 1
Coding region: 1-1545 (514 amino acids)
Biological process (GO): poly(A)+ mRNA export from nucleus
Cellular component (GO): nucleus
Source: RefSeq, a predicted model, not a curated record